This is a messenger RNA of Rhinopithecus roxellana (golden snub-nosed monkey), 3015 nucleotides long. RefSeq names its product cAMP responsive element binding protein 3 like 4 (gene CREB3L4). Gene Ontology annotation, biological process: regulation of transcription by RNA polymerase II. Gene Ontology annotation, cellular component: nucleus. NCBI's taxonomy places the organism in Eukaryota, Metazoa, Chordata, Mammalia, Primates, Cercopithecidae. The record is from RefSeq and is a predicted model, not a curated record. Gene Ontology annotation, molecular function: RNA polymerase II cis-regulatory region sequence-specific DNA binding; DNA-binding transcription factor activity, RNA polymerase II-specific. Bases 1522 to 2709 code for a protein of 395 amino acids. The transcript has 11 exons.
UGAACCCGCGAUGUGGAGCUUGCAGCGAACCGAGAUCUUGCCACUGCACUCCAGUCUGGGUGACAGAGCGAGACUCCGUCUCAAAAGAGAAAAAAACAAAAACAAAAACUUGUCAGCUCUAUUUGCUGUAAGAACUAUAUGAGUAACAUGAAAAUGCCUGACUAGACCCUGUUCCUGUUUUUACUCUUAGCUCGUUCAAAUCUUCAUAAGUAUAAUUAACAGCAGUUUGAGUUCUGGGAUUCACACUCCAAACUACUGUUUUACUCACCCAGCUACCCUUUUCUGAAAUACUACUGGAAAACCAUACCUGUAUCAGUUUACUUCCAUUAUUUUACUUGAAGUGAAUUCCUGGACCCUGAGACAUUAGACCAAGGCUAAAAAUAAAAAUAAAAGAAUCAAUCAACCCUGAGUUUUGGUAUUACUGCUUUCAAGUCAUGGAUCUGCCUCCUCAUAGGUAAAAUUUGCAAAAUAUCACCCGCCGUGUGUGCCUCAGAACUGUUAUGGAUUAAGGAAGAGAACAAUGUUUAUGAAAACGUUUUGUAAAUUAUACAAAUGUGGGACAUAAUGUUCCUGGUAACUGUAUGCAAACAAUAAGACAAAAAAACAAACGCAAAAGCCUUUUUAACUUGUUGCAGUUUUCCUGCCCGGUGUCCGCUCCGUGAAUGAGCAGCGUGCAGCGAGCAUGUGCGCGCAGUUGCGGUUCCAUCAACGCCACACUGCUCGGCUUACGGACAGGGAAACCUGCCAUCGCGCGCCGGCCGCCUGCCGAGCGAGGCUCACCGUUCCACUGGGGUCAGUGGGCUAUUGACUCCCAGCCUGGGUGAAACCGGAGCUUCCGAGUCACGUGGCGCGAGAAGACAAACCAGGCUGCUCGGGGUUUCCCGUAGCUUUCCCCUAGCUUCCUGGCGAUUCAUAUUCUGGCGCUUACCCCUCCCUUUGGUCGGGCGGAACCCAAUCCCCGCCUGACAAGUAAGUCCCGCCGGCCGGACGCGGUGGCGCGCGCCUGUGGUCCCAGCUGCUCGCGGUGCUGAGGCGGGAGAGUCACCUGAGCCCGGGAGGUCGGGGGCUGCAUGGAACCGUGAUCGCACCACCGCACUCCAGCCUGGGCAACUGAGCGAGACCCUGCCUCCAAAAAUAAGAAUAAAGAAGAAAAAAAAAAAAAAAAAAAGAACUGCGGCCCCAUUGGCCUGACUCUCCUGAACAGCCUAGCUGUCUCCGACCAGUUACGGAGGAGGCGGCCUUGAGAGGGUAGUGCCAUUGGCUCGAUGUCCUGCCCUUCCGAAACCUGUCUUUAGCUUCCAAUCAGGACUCAGCUUUGGGAAGAGCGCCACGCGGUGGGCGAGAGGAUGCCCCAGUAAAUCCGCAGGCGACACCAAACCCUGGGGAAGAUUUACUAUAGCUAAGAGAAAACUGAAGCAGAAAGGGCGCGGCUACCUACUUCUUCAAUUCCGUUUGUGGACCCUCAGACUCAGUCCCCCACUCCCAGAUACAGCGGCCCUACCGUGGCUCCUGGCAAGAAGCAUGGAUCUCGGAAUCCCUGACCUGCUGGACGCGUGGCUGGAGCCCCCAGAGGAUAUCUUCUCGACAGGAUCCGUCCUGGAGCUGGGACUCCACUGCCCGCCUCCAGAGGUUCCGGUGACUAGGCUACAGGAACAGGGACUGCAAGGCUGGAAGUCCGGUGGGGACCAUGGCUGUGGCCUUCAAGAGAGUGAGCCUGAAGAUUUCUUGAAGCUUUUCAUUGAUCCAAAUGAGGUGUACUGCUCGGAAGCAUCUCCUGGCAAUGACAGUGGCAUCUCUGAGGACCCCUGCCGUCCAGACAGUCCCCCUGCCCCCAGGGCAACCAGUUCUCCUCCACUCUAUGAGGUUGUCUAUGAGGCAGGGGCCCUGGAGAGGAUGCAGGGGGAAACUGGGCCAACUGUAGGCCUCAUCUCCAUCCAGCUAGAUCAGUGGAGCCCAGCAUUUAUGGUACCUGAUUCCUGCAUGGUCAGUGAGCUGCCCUUUGAUGCUCAUGCCCACAUCUUGCCCAGAGCAGGCACCUUAGCCCCAGUGCCUUGUACAACCCUGCUGCCCUGUCAAACCCUGUUCCUGACGGAUGAGGAGAAGCGUCUGCUGGGGCAGGAAGGGGUUUCUCUGCCCUCUCACCUGCCCCUCACCAAGGCAGAGGAGAGGGUCCUCAAGAAGGUCAGGAGGAAAAUCCGUAACAAGCAGUCAGCUCAGGACAGUCGGCGGCGGAAGAAGGAGUACAUUGAUGGGCUGGAGAGCAGGGUGGCAGCCUGUUCUGCACAGAACCAAGAAUUACAGAAAAAAGUCCAGGAGCUGGAGAGGCACAAUAUCUCCUUGGUAGCUCAGCUCCGCCAGCUGCAGACGCUAAUUGCUCAAACUUCCAACAAAGCCGCCCAGACCAGCACUUGUGUUCUGAUUCUUCUUUUUUCCCUGGCUCUCAUCAUCCUGCCCAGCUUCAGUCCAUUCCAAGGUCGACCAGAAACUGGGCCUGAGGAUUACCAGCCUCACGGAGUGACUUCCAGAAAUAUCCUGACCCACAAGGACAUAACAGAAAAUCUGGAGACCCAAGUGGUAGAGUCCAGACUGAGGGAGCCACCUGGAGCCAAGGAUGCAAAUGACUCAACAAGGACACUGCUUGAGAAGAUGGGAGGGAAGCCAAGACCCAGUGGGCGCAUCGGGACGGUGCUGCAUGCAGAUGAGAUGUGAGCUGGAACAGACCUUCCUGGCCCACUUCCUGAUCACAAGAAGGAAUCCUGGGCUUCCUUACGGCUUUGCUUCACACUGGGAUUCCUACUUAGGUGUCUGCCCUCAGGGGUCCAAAUCACUUCAGGAUACCCCAAGAGAUGUCCUUUAGUCUCUCUCCGCCUGAGGCCCAGUCUGCAUUUGUUUGCAUAUAUGAGAGGGUACCUCAAAUACUUUUGUUAUGUAUCUAUGAUUUUAUUUCUUCUUUGGGGAUAGGGUUGAGGGGAAAUAAGUUUUGAGUGACAAAUAAACAUUUUAACUGAAAUUGUA